GUUCUGAAUAACCACCUACACUGAAAUGAAACCAAUAUUGCUGUUCAUAUUUGUAACUUUCCAAAUAACGUUGUGCUAUUCGUUUUUCGACAUAGAAGAGAUAAUUGCUAACAAGCUGACACGGCUGCCGAAGGAUUUUGCUGUGGCCAUUAAAGAUAUAGCCCAAGGUUUACCAAGUAACACGAUAAAUGUCGUGAGAGGCAAUUCAACAAAUUUAAGAUCCAAUGAUAUUUUCGAGCUGCUUUGUAUUCUGAGCGAGCACAACAUCCAGGUUCUCAACUUGCAUAUGAAAACUAAGGACAAUAAAGCGAUGUUUUACAGUUAUUUGAAAAAGGCCUUGGAUAUAUCUGAAGAGAGAACCAGUCUUAUACUAUGUGAACCUUACGAGUGUGAAAUUAUUCUGCAAGAGCUGACAGACAACAACUUGAUCCACCGCACCAUAACCUACCUGUUCUUCUGGGCAUCGCGCGUUGUGAGCCAGGAGUUCCGCUCCAGCAUGAGAGAAGCCAUGAGGGUGGCCGUCAUCACCAACCCGAGGGAGAGCGUAUUCAGAGUGUACUACAACCAGGCGUCUCCAAACCAGCUGAACCACCUGUCUCUGGUGAACUGGUGGGCGGGGAGGCUGUAUAAGUCCCCGGUGCUGCCUCCCGCCGACCGCGUCUACCACAACUUCAAGGGACGAGUGUUUGAUGUUCCGGUUUUGCAUGCUCCUCCAUGGCACUUUGUGAAAUACAACAACGACUCCACGAUCAACGUGACUGGAGGAAGAGAUGAUAAACUGUUGGCGUUGAUAGCCAAUAAGCUGAAUUUUAGAUAUAAAUACUACGACCCUCCGGAAAGAAGCCAGGGCUCCAGCAUUUCCGGUAAUGGCACUUUCAAGGGAACACUGGGUUUGAUUUGGAAACGAAAAGCGGACUUCUUCAUCGGUGACGUGACGAUGACGUGGGAGCGGCUGCAGGCAGUAGAGUUCUCGUUCCUGACGCUGGCCGACUCCGGGGCUUUCCUCACGCAUGCGCCGGCCAAGCUCAGUGAGACGCUGGCCAUCAUUAGACCUUUUCAGUGGGAGGUAUGGCCUCUGCUGUUAGCCACUCUAAUAGUGUCGGGCCCAGCGCUGUGGGUGGUGAUCGCGGCUCCCUCGCUGUGGCAGAAACGGAAGGACCAGAACCUGCUGACACUCUUGAAGAACUGUUGCUGGUUUACCACCACUCUGUUUUUGAGGCAAUCAUCCAGCAAAGAGCCGUCAAAAACCCACAAAGCUCGCCUAGUCUCGGUCCUGGUGUCCCUCGGAGCUACUUAUGUGAUCGGAGAUAUGUAUUCGGCUAAUAUGACCAGUUUGCUGGCGAGGCCCGCUAGAGAACAGCCAAUCGGCACCCUGCAGGCCUUGGAGGAGGCCAUGAGAGACCGCGAGUAUGAGCUGGUGGUUGAACGACAUAGCUCUUCGCUUGCUAUAUUGCAGAACGGGACAGGUGUAUACGGGCGUCUCGCUCGGCUGAUGCGUCGACAGCGUGUGCAGCGCGUGCGCAGCGUGGAAGUGGGCGUGAGGCUGGUGCUUUCUAGAAGGAAGGUGGCGGUGCUUGGCGGCCGCGAGACUCUGUACUACGAUACGGAGCGGUUCGGUUCACACAAUUUCCAUAUGAGUGAGAAACUCUAUACGCGGUAUGCUGCAAUUGCUCUACAAACAGGGUCUCCUUACUUGGAAACGUUUAAUAACGUGAUAAUGACCCUUUUCGAAGCUGGGAUCCUUUCGAAGAUGACCACAGAUGAGUACAAGAACCUUCCAGAAUAUUCUAGAAGGUCAGAUCCGGUGACGGACAGUGAUCGAGACCCUGGGGAUGUCGACUCCAGUGCACAGUCAAGCGUACAGCCGGAAUCUUCCCGUGGUUUGGAGCCGGUGACUCUGCGGAUGCUGCGAGGUGCCUUCUGUCUACUCGGUAUCGGUCAUGGAUUGGCAUUGAUAGCCCUGAUCACAGAGAUCCACUGCUACCGGCGAGCGCAGAAGCGGUCGGUACUGGCGGAGCUGCAGAACACAAAGAGUCCCGACGUGGUGGCGGUGGCCCGGGCCAAGAUCAUCAUGAGGCGGGCCGUGCGACGUGCCACCAGGGUUGUUGCCGUCAACUUGGAUAGGGCUUUUGGGCCUUCGUGUUGAACAUUGGAUUGUAAAAGCUGUUGUAUUAAUUUUAUUCUUAGUAACACGUCUCAAGUUUCACUUUUAUAUGUUGUUAUUAUGUAUUAAUAUAGCUAUGUACGUCCAGCGCGUCCUGCGUAGGCAAUGACUACUAGUCAUGCAGUGACUAAUGCUAUUCUAAUGGGCUAAUUCUUUUCCCCCGGUAACAUACCAUUAGUUUAUUAAUUUUUAUGGACAUACCCUAGUCCAGACUAGACGUAGACUAGAUUUCUCGUUUUAAAUAUUUCUAAAUCUUAAAACCUUGAAUGCAUCAUAUCCGCAUGUCAACGUUUUUUUUAAUUAAUGUUUGAUAUUGUCUGUUCUACUAUUUUAAUGGCGAAACAAAAUGUUCGUAACAAUUAAUUUCGCAGGCCAUUUUUUUACACCUCACCAUUGAAGCGGACAGCUAUGGCAAAUAAAAACAAUCAUUUAGGUAAAAAAGGGCUUUGCGCAGUAAAUCAUGUGCGAACCAGUUUAUUUGUUUGCAUACGUUCCGCUUUGUUUAUUCAAAACCCGAAAAUAUAGCUGUCGGCGAGUGUUUUGAAAAAAGGCACUAGAAAAGCGUGCAAAAGUUACCCCGCGUUUUGUUUCGCACGCUUUUAAACGAAACUUGCUUUUUCCGCUUUGGCCGGAACUGUUUUUUUUUCUUUUGCGCUGUUUUGGUGACAAGCUCACCGUUUAACUAGAGGCAGUAACUUUUGAUUUGCUGCUGUUUUAAUAUCAUAGUUUGUAAAGAGUCAGGUAAAUAAAGGCAACGCUUGGCCAACUUGGAGUUUUCUUUUACG
This is a messenger RNA of Plutella xylostella (diamondback moth), 2949 nucleotides long. It is a transcript of the gene Ir40a, whose product is annotated as Ionotropic receptor 40a. The record is from RefSeq and is a predicted model, not a curated record. Gene Ontology annotation, molecular function: ligand-gated monoatomic ion channel activity. Lineage: Eukaryota; Metazoa; Arthropoda; Insecta; Lepidoptera; Plutellidae. Gene Ontology annotation, cellular component: membrane.